This is a messenger RNA of Colletotrichum truncatum, 1569 nucleotides long. RefSeq lists its product as uncharacterized. Lineage: Eukaryota; Fungi; Ascomycota; Sordariomycetes; Glomerellales; Glomerellaceae. The record is from RefSeq and is a predicted model, not a curated record.
AUGUCUACGAGACGUCGAAACCGGAUCAUCGCGCCCUCGUCACUACUCAUUUCAUACCUCGCGUCCGCAUCUUCCGCCGCCUUUCAGAACGACUUUUCUGCUUACCCAGCGGCAUCACGGUCAUGUCUGGACAAAGCUGCAGCCUCAUCUGGCUGCACAGGUGAAACGGUCAUCCAAAUGAACUCUUGUCUCUGUGGCAAUGGGGGAAACUUUGUGACGUCUUCUGCGACAUGUGUGGCUAAGACCGCAAAGGACAAGCUGGGUGCUGUUUACGAGAUGCUUUUGACGUCUUGCACAGACUCGAACACGCCAUUGGCAGUAUCUCAGGCCCAGUUUCUCGAUGCCGAAGACGACGACGACGAUGACAAGUCAACCACUUCUCACAGCACAACCUUUACUACGUCUACUACACCAUCCUCGCCGCCACCGACAAUCCCGACACCACCACAAGUUACGUCAUCAUCGACCUACAUUCCAGUAACAACAUACAAGAGUGUGGCCAACGGAGUCACAGUGACAAUCACGAGGGGAGUCGAUUCAGUACCGACUGGGACAAAUGUUGGAAAGGGGAGCAGUACCAGUCCCGAUGACGAGAACACGACAGACGACGAAGGGGGAUCCAAACAUGGCGUUCUUGCAGCAGGACUCGUUGGAGGACUAGCAAUCCUUGCUGCAGUGCUCGCAUUUCUCUUCUAUCGACGACGGAAGCAACGCAGGGAGCGAGCCGGCGCCGCCGGACCGGGCGGGAAGUUUGGAGCCUUGUCCAGCGCAACAAGCCUCACAACGAUGAACUCGCCUCCCCAGGGAGCAGCUACAGCUCAAUACCACAACAUAAAUGACCAACGACCAGACACCGCCGGGACGACGCAUAUGAACAUGGGCGCCGGCCAGUGGAAUCAACAACAUCAGCAGUACCAACAGCCGCAACAACAACAACAACAAUACCAGCAAGGAAACUUGAGCCCGCAAUAUUGGCAACAGCAAAACGGGCAGUCCACAGGGAACUGGCCUUCACCAGUGUCAAACGGACCUGUUGGUACUUGGGGGGUUUCACCUGUUUCUCAGUACCCCCCGGGAACAUCAAACGGAUCGCCGUCCAUGCAAAACGGCACUUGGAACGGCCAGUCUUCCACAAUGCGGGACGGAACGUGGGAUGCCCAAACAUCGGCGGCCAAUGGCACUUGGAACGCACACGCCGUGCCUGUCCCGGCUCCCAUACCCCAUCCCUCGACUUCUACGCACGCCCCCGUCUUCGAACUCGCCGGAGAUAAUAUCCAGGCUGUCGAGGCGGAUUCUACACCCAUCGGCUACGCUCAGGGAGUACCCGCACAACAGCAACAGCUACAACAAGCACAACAACAACAACAACAACAAUAUUCUCAACCUUCAUCAAUACAAGCGACACCGCAACUUUCCUUAGCACAUCCCGCACAGCCGGCACCCGCACAUCACGGUAUGCCGAGGCAGGUGGAUGAUGCGUUACAAAUAUCACAAGUAGAAUUACCGCCGCCACGGUAUACAGGACCGUCAUCACCCAGAUGGGUCAGCGAAGACAAGAAAUUCGGAUGA